AGGGAGGAUGUGGGAAGUUUAGCCGGCAGUUUUUUUGUGCCAGGUGUUAGCGAGUCUUUGUCUUCACGCGAGAGAUGGCUUAUCUCAGCUUUAACGAGACGGUGAAUGCGAAUCUGAAGUUCACUUCAGACAACUCUGCGGAAAAUGAGGAGAUGCUCAAAAAAGAUUUGCCGCUGCGAUACACAUGGUCCAUUUGGGAGCAGAUCAUGGCCAAUGACAAGGCAGCAGCAUAUUCCGAUGCCACUCACAAGGUUACGGCAUUCUCUACGGUGCAGGAAUUCUGGAAGCUCUGGAACCACAUGCCGCAGCCCUCAGAGCUCUUCGAACAGAAACGAAUGGUGAGAGAGCAACCUGAUGGACUACAUGUCAUUGAUGCUAUCAUGAUCUUUCGAGAAAACAUUCGUCCUGAGUGGGAGGACAAGAUGAAUACCAACGGUGGUCACUUUCAGUUUCAGCUCAAGCCAACUGUUGGAGGUGGUCAGGUGGACGAGUACUGGAACAAUCUGGUUCUCGGUGUGAUUGGUGCCACCAUUGAGCCGGCGAAUAUGAUCACUGGAAUUCGACUUGUGGACAAGUUGUCUGGACCAAGAGCUGCAGGUGUGAUUCGCCUGGAGGUGUGGUUCACCAACAUGGAGGACACGGCUGCCACACAGGCCCUGAAGAAGAGCGUUGAGAAGUGCAUGGCCACAAGGCUGGAUGGCACGGUGGGCGCUCCGCCCAAGGGUGAAAUCAAAACGCAUCAGAUUACGAAGCACUGACCGGCAACCUUAGGAGCGUAGAGCACUGAGGAGCAUGACCAAAAUGACAGCAUAGCUCCCGAAGCAUUCAGCCUUCCACCCCUUCUUCGUUCAAG
This is a messenger RNA of Cladocopium goreaui, 853 nucleotides long. NCBI's taxonomy places the organism in Eukaryota, Dinophyceae, Suessiales, Symbiodiniaceae. The record is from the annotation of a GenBank genome assembly.